AUGCUCAAGAGUGAAUCAUCGGAUGUUGUAAAUAAUACAGCCUACAGUCAAAAUAUUUCUUGUUUGUCUUUGCCCUUUUUUCUAGAAUGUAGCUCAGCACAUAGUGAAAAAGAUGAAUUACGACAAGAAUUAAUUGAAUUAGGGUUAAUUCAAGUAAACUUAUUUACAGAUGAUUUGGAACCUUCGGAAUUAAAACUUGCUAUCGAUGAUAUUAAGAGUUUCACAAAUGAGUGGUUAGAAACUCAAAAUUUUAAUUAUACUGAGAAGGAAUAUUCCUCUAACGAUGAGGUUGUUUCUUUUUCUUUUGAAUUGAGUGAUAUUGAAAAUAAAUCAACAGAGACUUUUAAUAAUAAAUUUCAAUUUGAAGAAAAGGCAGUAAAUUUUAAUGAACAAUUCUACACGUCAUCUGAAGAAGAGAUACUAGAUUUUUUUCAUAGGAAAGACGUUGACAAAGUCUUUCCUUCCAAGAAGAAAAAAAAUACUUCAUUUUACGUUUACCUUAAAAGACAAAAGACAAAACAAUAUCGAGACUCGGAAUCCGUUAAAUCUAAUUUCAUUGCUAAUUCGAUUUCAACCAAAAAUAGCUGUCAAGAAGUAGAUAAGAAGCUUAAUUGUAUUGAACAAGUUUUAAAUAAUUAUAAAAAUUUAGACUUUAGAUUAUAUCAUUUUAUUUCAAACUCAAACUCUAACAAUCCUCAUCAAAUAAAAGAAGCUAAAAAAAGAUGUUUUAGAAAAUAUAGUAAACAACAGAGUUCUUAUUGGAAGCAACAAAGAAAAUUAAAUAUACAAAAUAAUGUAAUAAAAAUACCACAAUUUGAUUCAAAAAAUGUUUUAGAGAAUAAUAUAAAUAUUCUAAAAAUGGCUAAUUUAAAUAAUAUUUUAUCUUUUUCCACCAAUAGAUAUGGAAACUUGGAAUUUUUUACCAUGGCCCAAAUUCAAGACCCAAAUGUAUUUAAUAUGAACUAA
This is a messenger RNA of Henningerozyma blattae CBS 6284, 966 nucleotides long. RefSeq lists its product as uncharacterized. The transcript has a single exon. NCBI's taxonomy places the organism in Eukaryota, Fungi, Ascomycota, Saccharomycetes, Saccharomycetales, Saccharomycetaceae. Bases 1 to 966 code for a protein of 321 amino acids. The record is from RefSeq and is a predicted model, not a curated record.